Messenger RNA from Medicago truncatula (barrel medic), 1440 nucleotides. RefSeq lists its product as uncharacterized. The record is from RefSeq and is a predicted model, not a curated record. Gene Ontology annotation, molecular function: zinc ion binding. The transcript is spliced from 7 exons. NCBI's taxonomy places the organism in Eukaryota, Viridiplantae, Streptophyta, Magnoliopsida, Fabales, Fabaceae. Bases 174 to 1151 code for a protein of 325 amino acids.
UUAAUUAAUGACCGAAACUUGAAAAUUAAUCACUGUUCAGAGUUGAAUAGAAAGAAAGAUAGCUAGAGAGAGGAAGAAGAACAGUGAAAUUCUUCUUCUCUUUCUCUAAUCAAAUUCAUAAUUCUUGAUUGAAUCUCUCAUGUGACAUUUCUACCCUCCUCCGCUCAAUUUCAAUGGCCGAUCACUCAGAAUCAGACACCUCUCCUCUCGUCCCACCUCUUCCUCCCGUCGAUCCUUCCUCGAUCGACCUCGAAGCCGGUCCUUCCGAACAAAUUCAGUGCCGGAUUUGUCUCGAAACUGAUGGUAGGGAUUUCAUAGCUCCUUGCAAGUGCAAAGGUACUUCAAAAUAUGUUCAUCGAGAGUGUUUGGAUCAUUGGCGAUCUGUCAAGGAAGGAUUUGCAUUUGCUCACUGCACUACCUGCAAGGCUCCAUAUCAUUUGCGUGUUCAUGUUGCUGCUGAUAGGAAAUGGAGAACCUUGAAAUUUCGUUUUUUCGUCACCAGAGAUAUUUUGUCUAUUUUUCUGGCUGUCCAGCUUAUUAUUACCUCACUGGCAUAUUUGGUUUAUCUGAUAGAUGGUUACCAGCAAAAUUGGCUUCGUAUUCUCUGGGGUUUUGAUAGUGCACUGAGCUUCUAUUAUAUAUGCGGAGCCCUAUUAUUUUUUGCCUUGCUUGGCCUUUCUGGGUGCUUCAUUACUUGUUAUGAUCGAAGAGUUCGCAAUGAUUUGGCUCAACCUUGUAGAGAAUUAUGUCUUUGUUGCUGUCAACCUGGAGUUUGCGCUGACUGUCAUUUGCCAGGCACUCUUUGUUUGUGGACUGAUUGCACUGCAUGUUUUGAGGGCUGUGGAACCAUGGCAACAGAAUGUGGUGGUUGUUUGGGAGGUGCUGGGGAAGCAGGGCUACCAUUACUAUUCAUAAUGGCUUUGAUUGUUCUGGGACUUUUUACAGUAAUUGGGAUAUUUUACAGUGUAUUGGUGGCAACUAUGGUGGGUCAACGGAUAUGGCAACGUCACUAUCACAUACUUGCUAAAAGGAUGUUAACAAAGGAGUAUGUUGUUGAAGAUGUUGACGGAGAGAUGACAGGGUCUGAUUGGUCUCCCCCAGCCCUCCCAACUGAGCAUGUUCAACAAUUGAAAACAUUGGGCCUCUUAUGAGUUUGAAUGAGUCAUCAUCUCUUUUAUGACGAGAAUGACCGUAAAAGUAGACUCGCCCUUCCUUUGUUUUCGUAGGCUGUCCUUUUCGUGAAGAUCUGCAGUUGAUUGAUAACUGUUAAUUAAUAGCCGCUCAAUUCAGUUUGAUUACAGUUUUACACUUGUGUCGAAUUUCUGAUACAUGGAAAUUUGUUAAUUUCUGAUCUGUAUACUAAUGUAAAGAAAAUGGAAGAGGAUCUUUGAAUGCUGAAUAACAUAUUACAGGUAUAUCAUUGCCACUUACUCCUUGAUA